AUGGAUUCAAAGAAAAAUAUAAAAAUCAACGACGACUUGUUGAGGGAGAUACUCGUCCAUCUGCCUCCAAAAACCCUUUUCAAGUUCAUGACCGUCUCCAAGAAGUGGAAGUAUAUCAUUAACGAUCCCACCUUUCUUAAGUUCCACAGCAACAAACAACGCCGCCGCUCCUCUGCCGUCGCCGGAGACGAUGGCGGCCAUCUGCUGGCACUGUUCCAAUUAACAACCAAACACUUGUCCGGCAGAUACCGCCGCCGUCCUUCGGAACCCGCAAUGAACAUACUCGCCGUUUUUCCCCACGGAAACCCCGAAAUAAUGUGCGUCGAAAAGGAACUAGGAUACUUCAUCAACUCCUCCGAGGGUUUAGUCCUCUGCGGCCGCCACUCGUCCAAGUACCACGUCAUGAACCCCGUGACCAAAAAGUGGGUCCUACUGCCACCGCCGCCACGUCAUCGUCUAGACCAAGACCAACAAUACUAUCGUGAUUGGACGAUCGGAUUGAUGGUCACUGCGUGGGAGGGAGACAAGAGCUACAUAGUCGUUCGAGCCGCCUUGACGGAUGAUCUCGACCAACAAUUGCCCAUCGAGACCUACUCGUCUAAGACGGGCGAGUGGGUCCCGUCGAUGCUCUUUGGCACGGGGGAAUUCGUCCUGCACCCCUUGCCCGGGGCCCCGUUGGUGGCGAACGGCGUUUUCCACUGGUACACGUACAAUUGGCAGAUUGCACUCUACGACCCUAGCGAUGAAACGGGCCACGUCCAAUUGAUCAAGAUCCCAUAUUUGGAUGGUGCGGUUUCACGAGCUAUAACAAGGUCCUCUGUCGACAACACAUUAUGGUUUGGAACAAUCAACCCCGACAAAAUCCAAAUCUAUAAACUGCCCAAGGGUGAAAAAGACGGUAGAAUGAGUUACAAGCGGAAAAAAACGAUACCUUGCCAUGAAUGGGAGCUGGUCCACGAUAUCGACAUUGAAUCGUUGGGCGUGUUUUUUCAUGUUCCAGAUCCCGAGAAGAAUCGAAUGGAUAGGAUUCGAUUGGAGUGCUUCGUACCAAAUUGGUAUCCACUUGUGCUUGUACUUCGACAAGCAGAAAAGAUUUUUCUAUACAAUUUGGGUAGUAAUAGUGUUGAGUGGGUUUCAUACUAUGGAUGUCCUUAUAAUCAUCUCGUACAUGAGGAGUACUUGUGUCCUUAUAUCGAGUCGUCUUGCUUGUCUUCGUAUUUUGUUUGA
Erythranthe guttata (spotted monkey flower) is the source of this 1227-nucleotide messenger RNA. Its product is annotated as F-box protein At5g03970. Gene Ontology annotation, molecular function: protein binding. Lineage: Eukaryota; Viridiplantae; Streptophyta; Magnoliopsida; Lamiales; Phrymaceae. The record is from RefSeq and is a predicted model, not a curated record.